GAUCAGGGAGGCCGUCCGGCCGGUCAGAGCCGCCAGUCGGCCGGCGACCGGCGACCCGGCCGCGCCCCAGGCGCCCUCACCUCGACAGAGGCGCAGUGGAGGGUCACCGGACUGGUCGGCAGAGGCGCAGUGGAGGGUCACCGGACUGGUCGGCAGAGGCGCAGUGAGGGGCCACGUGACCGAGCUACCGGGAGUCGGUGGCAUGUUCCGUGACUUAUCUGUGACAAUUCAGCCAAUGGUCACGUAAUAGUUCCGGCGCCUGUGACUCUAUGGGCGUCGCGGGACGCACUCACGGCUCUGUGGCCGUGCUCCUGACCUGCCUCUCAGUGGUGACCACGUGACCGGACUCGGCCUCUCCGUGGUGACCACGUGACCGGACUCGGCCUCUCAGUGGUGACCACGUGACCGGACUCGGCCUCUCCGUGGUGACCACGUGACCGGACUCGGCCUCUCAGUGGUGACCACGUGACCGGACUCGGCCUCUCAGUGGUGACUACGUGACCGGACUCGGCCUCUCAGUGGUGACCACGUGACCAGGUAGACGCCUAGCCUCUACUGUGCCGGCGCCAGCCUAUAACGAGUUACCGAGCCGACCGGCGUCUGGGUGAGGGCCUCCCGAGACGGCGAGCCGACACGGACAGCUUCAGUACGUCACCUGUGUGAAUCGCCGUCCGACACGAACAGCUUCAGUACGUCAGCUGUGUGAAUCGCCGUCCGACACGAACAGCUUCAGUACGUCAGCCGUGUGAAUCGCCGGCCGACACGGACAGCUUCAGUACGUCACCUGUGUGAAUCGCCGUCCGGCACGGACAGCUUCAGUACGUCACCUGUGUGAAUCGCCGUCCGACACGAACAGCUUCAGUACGUCAGCCGUGUGAAUCGCCGGCCGACACGGACAGCUUCAGUACGUCACCUGUGUGAAUCGCCGUCCAGCGGCUCCUGGGGUCGCCUGGUGCCUGGGCACUCCCUCGGGUCAGUGCAGGGCGCCCGCCGAGUAUACCUGAGCGGCCACCCGCAGCUCAGGCUGUCACGGUGCUCUGUGUUCGGAGGGGAACUGAGGGACCGUCCUUGGUGUCCGAGUCUCCGCAGAGAACCCGCAGGGAACGGUGCUCCGCGGCUCUGCAGCCAACUGCAGCUUGUGGCUGCCAGUGAGCACCUAGUCUGGUGGCGAGGACGUUCCAUCAACUGCACACAGAACUCUGUGACCUUCAAUAAGACGCCGUUUGUGACACCCUGUGAGAGCCCUGAGUGGUAUCCAGCGCAGCCAGACGAGCCAUUGGUCUCCGAAGCCAUGGGCUGUUGUGCGUCCAAAAACCAUCCGCUCAGCGGCCACCUGGCCAAGUCGGACUACAGACUCCCCGCGCUGUCCGACCUGUACAAGCUGAAGCGGACGCCACAGCCGCUGGAGCCGGACGGCGAGACGGACGGCUUCAUCUCGGCGCGGCUGUUCCACAACCUCUACUACAGCGGCUUUUACGCGCCGUACAUCUGCAACCCCGAGUACCUGCUGCUGCUGGACUGCAGGUACGGCUGGACUGCUGCUGGACUGCAGGUACGGCCGGACUGCUGCUGGACUGCAGGUACGGCUGGACUGCUGCUGGACUGCAGGUACGGCCGGACUGCUGCUGGACUGCUGCUGGACUGCAGGUACGGCCGGACUGCUGCUGGACUGCUGCUGGACUGCAGGUACGGCCGGACUGCUGCUGGACUGCAGGUACGGCUGGACUGCAGGUACGGCUGGACUGCUGCUGGACUGCAGGUACGGAUGGACUGCUGCUGGACUGCAGGUACGGCUGGACUGCUGCUGGACUGCAGGUACUGCCGGACUGCUGCUGGACUGCAGGUACGGCUGGACUGCUGCUGAACUGCAGGUACGGCUGGACUGCUGCUGGACUGCAGGUACGGCUGGACUGCUGCUGGACUGCUGCUGGACUGCAGGUACGGCUGGACUGCAGCUGGACCACUGGCGGAUCCAGACUUGCGUUGGGGGGGGGGGGGGCAGCUCAUGCAAGGAACCAAACCUAGGGUAUCCCCAAAUCCUGUUCUCUCAUCGGAUUUAGGCCACUUAUUUUUCGUCACAGCCCUGAAACGAUAAUUUUUUUUCAACAAAAAAAAAAA
Molecule: messenger RNA, 2118 nt
Organism: Amphibalanus amphitrite
Lineage: Eukaryota; Metazoa; Arthropoda; Thecostraca; Balanomorpha; Balanidae
Exons: 2
Coding region: 1292-1864 (190 amino acids)
Source: RefSeq, a predicted model, not a curated record